AUGGAUUCGGCUAUGCUGAGCCCUGGUGGGCCGUCCGAUGCCUUUCGCAUCCCACGCAAGCCUGUCUCCAACCCCAACCUGCGGGCUGCUGUCGAUCCCCCGUUCCAUGCGGCUGCGAGCUCCCUAGCUCUAGUGCCGCCACCACUGUCACGGCCCCCAUCCUACACGGAUCUGUAUGGCCCUUCGCCGCAGAAACCUCCAAGUCGGCCGGAACCAAUUCCGAGGCCCCGGACCGCGGGUGCUGCAUCGUCAUCUGCGCCGGUGUCUCCGCAGCCACCUCCCACCCCUGUCCAGAAGGCAUAUGGGGAAGCUCGGCACUUCCUGGGUGGAUUGAUAAACCAUCCAACAGAAUCGAACAGGCAUUUUACUAUCUUGCGUCACUCGCAUGGCCUCGUCUUUUACCGUGGUAAUGCCACCUCCGUCGCGGUCUCCAUCUUCUCCGACAGCCCUUUGCCCGAAGAUCGCACCUUAUGGCUGCAGAGCAAGGGCUGGUCUGGCAAGACGGGCAUGAGGACCAAAGCCUUAUUCCGACUUAAUGACAGCUGGCUCGAUGUCACGCCCGUCAUGCCAUUGCGAGCGGAAUCCGUGAACCCCGACGAUGAACGCGCUUGGCAGCGCGAUAUCAAAAAGUUCUACAAGAAGGCGCCCCCGCGUCCGCGCGAUAAGCAUGAACUGCGUGAAACCGCCGUCGUGCGUAUCCCAGCAGAGGCAGGAGAUGGGUAUUUCCAACUCGUCUUGUGUCAGGGCGCAAAAAAGAAGACGCUGGCUAAUAGUCCCGUCUUCCGUGUUCUUUCGACCUCCGCGAAUCCUCACUCCCUCCGCGGUGCGAGUCUCAGCACGUUGCCGUUGGAGGUGGGUGCCAUGGUGGUCAGUCUGUAUGCGCAAACGGCGGCCAGGACGGUGGCGAAUCCUGCAGCUGCGGCCGUGGCGACCCGGGUGAAUCCAUAUAAACCAUCUUGGGUAAAGAAGGCUGCCGUGCAAAAGGUGUAUUCGGCGAGUGGAGUUGAGACUCGCGUGGCAGGACUUUUUACCUCGACCGCUCCGCCGGGUCAAGGUUUCGCUGUCGAUGGAUGUCCUUCUCCGAUUACUGGUCACAGUGGUUCUCCUGUUGAGGAGGGCCCUCAGGAUCCAUUUCCAAUGACUUUUAAAGCUCGUUGUCAGUUUGGUCAUUCCACGCCUUUUAGCAGCCCCACAGAAACACCAAAAAUCACGCUCAUCAGAACUCCAGACUGGGUUUCCGAGCAGUUACGCGGAUACUUUUUUGGCUGGGCACGGUUCGACAUGAACACUAGCAAAAGUUCAUCACCGACCUCCUGGACUCCCAUGAUUCUCGCCGUGCGCUCACUGGAUCCCUUGCAAGCGUCCCGAGUCGAUAUGGCCCAGGUCUCCAAGCACGUGGUCACACUGCGUUUGCUAGAUGAGGUACCAUUACAAACGACCAAAAGUCAAGUUCGUGUCAUGGGCUUUCUCCGAGCGGAAGUGCCCCAUCCCCGGGGUACCAACAGUCAGGAACUCGCAGAUGCUCAAGCUGCAGCUACAGAAGCAGCCAUUCUAGCUGAUGCUUACGAUGCCGACGUCGUGCAAAAUACAUUGAUGCACCCGGCAUGGUCCCCUGAGACACUCAGUCCCCUUGAGUUGCAAAAGCAAAACCUAGGCUGGGUCGACCGAACCAUGGAGGGGUACGCGACUAUCCGAGCCAAGGGACAGAAAUGGGUGGAACAAGUCCCAUUGCAUAAACUGGGAGUGCGUUCGGUGAUGGACGAAUGGCGGGAACGACAGGUUGCUGUCAAUGGAUUUUUCAUCGUCCGAUGA
Molecule: messenger RNA, 1812 nt
Organism: Penicillium argentinense
Lineage: Eukaryota; Fungi; Ascomycota; Eurotiomycetes; Eurotiales; Aspergillaceae
Product: LipA and NB-ARC domain protein
Exons: 1
Coding region: 1-1812 (603 amino acids)
Source: RefSeq, a predicted model, not a curated record